Messenger RNA from Chanos chanos (milkfish), 13401 nucleotides. RefSeq names its product dynein, axonemal, heavy chain 9 (gene dnah9). Gene Ontology annotation, molecular function: dynein intermediate chain binding; dynein light intermediate chain binding; minus-end-directed microtubule motor activity. Gene Ontology annotation, cellular component: dynein complex. The transcript is spliced from 69 exons. The coding region runs from base 1 to 13401 and encodes 4466 amino acids. Lineage: Eukaryota; Metazoa; Chordata; Actinopteri; Gonorynchiformes; Chanidae. The record is from RefSeq and is a predicted model, not a curated record. Gene Ontology annotation, biological process: microtubule-based movement.
AUGGACGAGGACUCACCCGCAGUUGAUAAAAGAUUCGAAUUCAUAGAAGAAUACGUGUUAAAGACAAUGAAACUGAAAUCUGACAGGUGGCAAAAAUGCAUUGCCAUGGAAGAGCAGAAACAAGUGAUUCAAGACUUUUUGGAUAAAUCUGAUCAAACUACUCUUGUUGUGUCCUUAAACGCUGCAGGACAGUUAAUUCCCUCUUUUGGAUUUUCAGGAACUGCGAAGAACAAAGGCGUUUAUUUCUUCAAACUAUGCAAAACUACACUUACUCCGGAGUUAAUGAAGAGUAUUUUAAUUUAUGGGGACAUGUCCUAUUCCCCGCUCGAGCAGUUCUCCGCACUUGUGGAGGAGGUUGUGGUCCCUGUUCUGUCCAAUAACAGAAACCAUUGCCACUGGCCUCAUGUUGUAUCCCAGGACAUAAUGCGACACGUCCACACUCUGAAGACCAAUGUCUUUGUGUUGUCUGGUCAAGUCAAAGGCAAAACUCUUCUUCCUCUUCCUCCAGGAUCAGAAAGAGUUGAACAAGCUGCCUUUGAAAGAGAUAAAAGAGGUGACAUUGUGGACAAAAGCAUCAUCCACUCUAUUGAGUCGGUUGUGGUUGAGUGGAGUCAUCAGAUUCGGGAGGUCCUAAAGAGGGACUCAUCUGAGCCACUGCUUGAGGGCAAAAACCCCACUCCAGAUGUAGAGCUUAACUUUUGGAAAAACAGAUAUGCUGAUCUUGAGUGCAUACACAGCCAGUUUAAGGCACCUAAAGUAUCUAAAAUGGCUGUACUUUUGGAGGCAAUGGAGAGUAGUUACUAUCCUGCUUUUUCUAGCAUGCUCCAGGAUGUCGUGAGAGCACUGGAAGAGGCAAGAGACAUCAAUAUCUACCUGAAGCCCAUUCAGCGAUUAACUGAGGACUUGGAGAAUGUGGAAUUCACUGACAUCAAAGGAAAGAUUGCACCAUUAAUGCACACAGUUUGUCUGGUGUGGGCCAACUCCAAAUACUACAACACCCCAGCCAGAAUCAUAGUGCUGCUACAGGAGAUCUGUAACCUCCUCAUCCAAUUGGCUCAAACCUAUUUGAACCCAGAGGACAUACUGAAAGGUGAUUCAGUAGAAAGCUUGACAAGAGUUCAAAUUACCCUUGAUGUGCUUCACCACUUCAAAAACACAUACAGGGAGAGGAGGAACAGCCUUCACCAGUAUCAGAAAAAUGGGACAGAGAUCAGACCCUGGGACUUUUCUCCCACCAUGGUGUUCGCUGGACUGGAUCGCUUCAUGAACCGACUAAGAACUAUUGAGAAUUUGCUGCUUACAGCUGGUGAUAUGAUGAAACUGGAGAAGAUGGAGUUUGGGGGCAUUCGAGGAAAAAGACUCAGUCAGCAGGUCUUUGGUCUGUAUGAGGAGUUCUUAGAAAGAUUCAAAGUUUUCACAGAGAGACCGUAUGACUGCCUAGACAUCUGUAAUUUGGAGUUUGAGGCUGAUUAUAACACAUUCCAGCAUAAGGUGGAGGAUACUGAUCGUCGCCUCGGGGCAAUCUUUUGCCAGGCUUUUGAUGAUGCCUCGGGUUUAGAGCAUGCCUUCAAGGUUUUGGACAUGUUUGGUAGCCUUUUGGAGCGCCCUCUGAUAGCUGCAGAUGCUAAGGAGAGAUACCCUGUACUUAUCAGACUGUUUGACAGGGAGCUGGACAACUGCCAAACUCUUUUUAAAAAACACAUUCAGGCAGAAGAGGAGCUAGCCUACACUCCUGUCAACAAGAACUUGCCUCCUGUGGCAGGUGGUUUAAAAUGGACUCAGCAGUUGCAAGAGCGCAUUCAAAUCCCGUUCUCUAACUUUAGAUAUAUUUCUUAUCCAUGCUUGGAGUCUGUGGAUGGAGAGAGGAUGGUCCAGAAAUAUGAAGAAAUACUGCAGUUACUCAAACGAUACUCAUCUAAGUUAUAUGACAAGUGGACUGAAUCUGUUGGUGAGAAGUCCCAAUAUAAUCUUUGUCAACCACUCAUCUUAAGAGACCCAGGAACAAGACACAUAUCUGUCAAUUUUAACCCUCAGUUAGUGUCAGUCCUCCGAGAAGUGAAAUACUUAGAGGCAAGACAAAGGGAAGAAAUUCCAGAUAUGGCUUCGGACAUCUAUUCAAACAAGGAGCUCCUGUGGCAGUACGUUGCCAACUUAGAGCUGACGGCUUCCUGGUACAAUAAGGUGAUAACCACAGUCCUGGAAGUGGAGUUCCCAUUGAUCCAGGGUGAGCUGAAGUACAUAGACACUCAGCUCAAAGAAGCAGAGGAAACCAUCAACUGGACCAGCCAAGGGAUCUGGGAGUACAUCCAAAGAGUGCGGGAGACUGUUCGUGGACUGGAGGAGCGCUUGCAGAGAGCCAAAGACAAUGUUGAGGAGAUCCAGAGCCUCAUGAAAUCCUGGGCCUCCCCAAUUUUUGAGAGGAGGGAGGAGAAGAAAGACACCCUCCUGAACUUGGAGGACAAAGCCGAGCGUCUAGAGAGAACCUACACCCAGAUAAAAGCCUCAGGGACAAAGAUCCACCACUUAGUGAAGGAGAACUUGGCACUUUUCAAGGUUGACCCCUCAUCAGUUGAGUGGAGGUCGUAUGUGGAUUACAUCGAUGAAAUGCUCAUAGAUGGCUUCUUCAACAGCAUUGAGUGCUCCCUCAAGUUCUUUUUAGAUAACACAGUAGACCACAGGGCUGGGUUGGCACCCUUCUUUGAAGCCCAGUUAGAUCUUCAAGUACCCGACAUGGUUUUCCACCCCUCACUGGAGUUUGGUGCUUCAGAUGGCUUCUAUGAUCUUGUAGAGAGUCUAAUCAACGAUGUCUACAGGAUUUCCUCCUUGGUUCCACGUUUAGCUGAACACAGCAGCUUUCCACACUACCAGGCAGACAUGGAGGACAUGGCAGAUUUAGCUGACAUGCGUCAGCUCUUGAUGGAGCGUGUGCAGAGAGUCAUGCUUCAAUGCUGUGAGUACAGAAACUCUUUUGACCGUUACGCUUAUCUCUACGUGGACGACAGGCGAGAGUUCAUGCGCCAGUUCCUGCUCUAUGGCCAUGUCCUCACUAGCGAGGAGAUCGAAGCGCAUGCUGAGGAUGGUGUCCCAGAGAACCCACCGACACUAGAGCGCUUUCGGGAACAAGUGGAUUUGUAUGAGAGCGUCUAUGAAGAGGUGCAAAAGCUGGAUCCCAUCCAUGUGUUUGAGGGCUGGAUGAGGGUAGAUGGAAGGGCCUUUAAAAGUGCAUUGCUCAACAUCAUCAAAAAAUGGAGCUUUAUGUUUAAACAACAUCUCAUUGACCAUGUAACAAACAGUCUGUCAGAUCUGGAGGAGUUCAUCAGAGUAACUGAGGCUGGUUUGGGAAAGAGGGUGGAAGAAGGUGACUAUGCUGGCUUAGUGGAGGUCAUGGGUCAUUUGAUGGCGGUGAAAGAGAGACAGAGCACGACCGAUGAGAUGUUUGAGCCACUGCAGCACACCAUCGAUCUGCUCAAGACAUAUGAGCAGGAACUCCCAGAAGUAGUGUAUAAACAGCUAGAGGAGCUGCCAGAGAAGUGGACAAACAUGAAGAAGCACGCUAUGGUGGUCAAGCAGCAUGUGGCACCCCUACAGGCGAGUGAGGUUGCCAGUCUACGCAGGAAGUGCACUUCUUUUGACGUGGAGCAGCAUGCCUUCAGGGAGGAGUUUCGCAAAAAGGCACCCUUUAGAUUUGACAGUGAAAACCCUUAUCAGAUGCUGGACACAGCACAUAAGCAGAUUCAAGAGAUGGAAGCCAUCAUGGCCGGGCUCAUUGAGUCUGCUAACCUGUUUGAGGUGAACAUUUCGGACUACAAACAGCUUAGGCAGUGCCGACGGGAGGUCUCUCUUCUUAAAGAGUUGUGGGAUUUGAUCAUGGCGGUCCACUCCAGCCUGAACGCCUGGCAAACCACCUGCUGGAGAGACAUCAGUGUGGAUGACAUGGAACUUGAGUGCAAACGCUUCUCCAAGGACCUUCGAGCUUUGGAUAAAGAGGCCAGAGCGUGGGAUGCAUUCGUCGGGUUGGACGGAACCGUUAAAAACACCCUGACCUCUCUGCGUGCUGUGGCUGAGCUCCAAAACCCAGCCAUCCGCCCACGACACUGGCAGCAGUUGAUGGCUGCCACGGGUGUACACUUUACGAUGGACCAGGACACAACUCUAGCUGACCUGCUGCGUCUCAACUUGCACUGCUUCGAGGAUGAGGUUCGUGCCAUCGUUGAUCGGGCAGUGAAGGAAAUGGGCAUGGAGAAAGUACUGAUGGAACUCAACACUACGUGGACGGGCAUGGAAUUUGGCUAUGAGACUCACCCACGUACUGGUGUACCGUUGCUCAAGUCGGAUGAGGAUCUCAUCGAGACACUGGAAGACAACCAAGUGCAGCUGCAGAACCUCAUGUCAUCUAAACACAUCGCCUACUUCUUGGAGGAUGUGUCAUUGUGGCAGCGGAGGCUGUCUGUGGCUGAUUCCGUCAUCUCCAUCUGGUUUGAGGUGCAGAGGACCUGGUCUCACCUAGAAAGCAUCUUCAUUGGUUCAGAGGAUAUUCGCUCUCAACUGCCUGAGGAUUCUAAGCGCUUUGAAGGCAUCGACACAGAUUUCAAAGACCUGGCUUAUGAUGCUAAUAAAACACCCAAUGUUGUAGAGGCCACCAACAAACCCGGGCUCUACAGCAAACUAGAAGAUACUCAAAGCAGACUUGCUCUUUGUGAGAAAGCUUUAGCGGAGUAUCUGGACACCAAACGGCUGGCCUUCCCCAGGUUCUACUUCAUCUCCUCCACUGAUCUAUUGGAUAUCCUGUCCAAUGGUACUGAUCCGCAGCAGGUUCAGAGGCAUCUGUCGAAGUUGUUUGACAACAUGGCAAAGAUGAAAUUUGACACAGACAGUGCUGGUAAUCCCACUAAAACUGGUCUGGGCAUGUUCAGUAAAGAAGAGGAAUAUGUUCCAUUCAGCGAAUCCUGUGACUGCAGUGGACAGGUCGAGGUGUGGCUGAAUCGAGUUCUGGACACCAUGCGUGCAACAGUGCGUCAUGAGAUGACAGAGGCUGUUCUAGCUUACGAGGACAAGCCUAGGGAACAGUGGCUGUUUGAUUAUCCUGCUCAGGUGGCUCUCACCUGCACCCAGAUCUGGUGGACGUCGGAUGUGGGGAUGGCAUUUGCACGACUUGAGGAGGGCUAUGAGAAUGCUAUGAAGGAAUACUAUAAGAAACAAGUCAACCAGCUCAACACUCUCAUUAAUAUGCUGAUUGGCCAGCUCAGUCCUGGAGACAGACAGAAGGUCAUGACCAUCUGUACCAUAGACGUCCAUGCCAGAGAUGUGGUAGCCAAGAUGAUAGCUCAGAGGGUGGAGAACUCUCAGGCUUUUGUGUGGCUGUCUCAGCUGAGACACCGUUGGGACGACAAAGAGAAGCACUGCUUCGCUAACAUCUGCGACGCCCAGUUCCUCUAUUCCUACGAGUACCUCGGUAACACGCCACGAUUAGUGAUCACGCCUCUGACGGACAGAUGCUACAUCACUCUGACCCAGUCUUUGCACCUCACAAUGAGCGGGGCCCCAGCUGGUCCGGCUGGAACAGGGAAAACCGAGACCACUAAGGACCUAGGCAGAGCUCUUGGCAUCAUGGUCUAUGUAUUUAACUGCUCAGAGCAGAUGGACUACAAGUCCUGCGGCAACAUCUACAAAGGCCUGGCCCAAACGGGAGCCUGGGGCUGCUUUGACGAGUUUAACAGGAUAUCUGUGGAGGUGCUGUCUGUGGUUGCUGUGCAGGUCAAAAGUAUCCAAGAUGCCAUUAGAGAUAAGAAAAAACACUUCAAUUUCAUGGGGGAGGACAUCAACCUGUUUCCAUCUGUGGGCAUCUUUAUUACUAUGAACCCAGGCUACGCUGGCAGGACUGAGCUUCCUGAAAACCUCAAAGCCCUUUUUCGGCCAUGUGCGAUGGUGGUGCCAGACUUUGAGCUCAUCUGUGAAAUCAUGUUGGUGGCUGAAGGUUUCAUAGAGGCCAGACUAUUGGCCAGGAAAUUUAUCACACUUUAUCAACUCUGCAAGGAACUUCUAUCUAAGCAGGACCACUAUGACUGGGGACUGCGUGCCAUUAAGUCUGUGCUGGUGGUAGCAGGAUCUCUAAAGAGAGGUGAUCCAGAGCGAGCCGAAGACCAGGUGCUGAUGAGGGCCCUACGAGAUUUCAAUGUGCCGAAGAUAGUGACCGAUGACAUGCCUGUCUUUAUGGGACUUAUUGGGGACCUAUUCCCAGCUCUGGAUGUUCCACGCAAGAGGGAUCCUGAGUUUGAGAAGUUUGUCAAGCAGUCUGUGCUAGACCUCAAAUUACAGGCAGAAGAUAACUUUGUGCUAAAGGUCGUCCAGCUGGAGGAGCUCCUUGCUGUUCGUCAUUCGGUGUUUGUAGUGGGCAACGCAGGUACAGGCAAAUCUCAGGUGAUGAAGUCUCUCAACAAGACCUAUCAGAACAUGAAGCGUAGGCCCGUUUGGGCCGACCUGAACCCCAAAGCUGUCACCAACGACGAGCUCUUUGGUAUCAUAAACCCAGCCACACGUGAAUGGAAAGAUGGACUGUUCUCUAAUAUCAUGCGUGAGUUGGCUAACAUCAGUCACAGUGGCCCAAAGUGGAUUGUGCUGGAUGGUGAUAUUGAUCCAAUGUGGAUUGAGUCUUUGAACACAGUAAUGGAUGACAACAAGGUACUGACUCUGGCCAGUAACGAGAGGAUUCCACUGAACCCCACCAUGAGACUCGUAUUUGAGAUUAGUCAUCUCCGAACUGCUACACCUGCCACUGUGUCCAGAGCUGGCAUUUUAUACAUUAACCCUGCUGAUUUGGGUUGGAACCCCCCUGUGUCUAGUUGGAUUGACAAGAGAGAAAUCCAAUCAGAGAAGGCCAAUUUAACUAUUUUGUUUGACAAGUAUCUUCCGCCUUGCCUCGAUACCCUCAGAUCAAGAUUUAAGAAGAUUAUUCCGGUCCCUGAACAGAGCAUGGUCCAGAUGCUUUGCCACCUCCUGGAGUGUCUACUGACCCCCGAACAUACGCCUCCAGACUGUCCUAAAGAGCUCUACGAACUCUACUUCGUCUUUGCUGCCAUCUGGGCCUUUGGAGGGGCCAUGUUCCAGGACCAGCUGGUGGAUUACAGAGUGGAGUUCAGUAAAUGGUGGGUGACUGAAUUUAAAACCAUCAAGUUUCCCUCUCAGGGCACAGUGUUUGAUUAUUACAUUGACCCUGACACAAAGAAAUUUGAGCCCUGGUCCAAAAUGGUACCCAAGUUUGAAAUGGAUCCGGACAUUCCUCUCCAGGCUUGCUUGGUGCACACCACAGAGACGAUCCGCGUCCGAUACUUCGUGGACCGUCUACUGGAGAGGAGGCGUCCAGUUAUGCUCGUGGGGAACGCCGGGACGGGAAAGUCAGUCCUCGUCGGAGAUAAGCUUGGUUCCUUGGACCCGGACAAAUACAUGAUCAAAAAUGUCCCCUUCAACUACUACACCACCUCUGCCAUGCUGCAAGCCAUUUUAGAGAAGCCCUUGGAGAAAAAAGCAGGAAGAAACUAUGGCCCACCGGGAAGUAAGAGGCUUAUAUACUUCAUAGAUGACAUGAACAUGCCUGAGGUAGAUGCCUAUGGCACAGUGCAGCCCCACACUCUGAUUCGUCAGCACAUGGAUUACAACCACUGGUACGACAGGAGCAAGCUGCAGCUGAAGGAGAUCCACAAUGUGCAGUACGUGUCCUGCAUGAAUCCCACAUCAGGCAGCUUCACCAUCAACCCAAGGCUGCAGCGGCAUUUCUCAGUGUUUGCCCUCUCCUUCCCUGGAACGGAAGCCCUGAGUACAAUCUACUGCAGUAUUUUGAGUCAACAUCUCAGGGGCGAGGGCUUUGGGCUUGCUCUCCAGAAAAGCUGUCCACAGUUGGUCCAACUAGCGCUGGCAUUCCACCAGCGCGUGACCGCCACCUUCCUACCCACAGCCAUCAAGUUCCACUACAUUUUCAACCUUCGUGACCUCUCCAGCAUAUUCCAGGGCAUCCUUUUUUGCAAAAGCGAAUGUCUGAAGACUCCUCAGGAUCUGGUGAAGAUUUACAUACACGAGUCCAACCGGGUUUACCGAGACAAGAUGGUGGAAGACAAAGACUUUGCGGUUUUUGACAAGCUGCAGUCAGAUCUGGUGAAGAAGUUUUAUGAGGACAUGGAAGAAGCCCUGGAGGAAACCAAGGUGAUGAAUAUGUACUGCCACUUUGCCCUGGGCGUCGGAGAGCCCAAAUACAUGCCAGUGCAGUCAUGGGGGAGCCUGAACAAAACUCUACUAGAGGCACUUGACAGCUACAAUGAAGUCAACGCCAACCUCAACUUAGUUCUCUUCGAGGAUGCGAUGUCACAUAUUUGUCGUAUAAACCGGAUUUUGGAGUCUCCCAGAGGGAAUGCACUCCUGGUAGGGGUAGGCGGCAGUGGGAAACAAAGCCUGACAAGACUGGCAGCAUUCAUCAGCUCCCUGGAGGUCUUUCAGAUCACGCUGAAGAAAGGCUACAGUAUCCCUGAUCUGAAGAGUGAUUUGGGAACGCUGUACAUCAAAGCCGGUGUCAAGAAUGUUGGCACAGUGUUCCUGAUGACAGAUGCCCAGGUAGCAGAUGAGAAGUUUCUCGUGUUGGUGAAUGACCUUUUGGCAUCUGGUGAGAUCCCUGAUUUGUUCCCUGAUGAUGAGGUGGAGAACAUCAUCGGCGGAGUUAGGAAUGAGGUGCGGGGCCAGGGCUUGCUGGACACAAGGGACAACUGCUGGAAGUUUUUCAUCGACCGCGUCCGCAGGCAACUCAAGGUUGCCCUCUGCUUUUCCCCAGUGGGCAGUAAACUCAGAGUGCGUAGUAGGAAGUUCCCCGCAGUGGUCAACUGCACAGCCAUCGACUGGUUCCACGAAUGGCCCCAAGAAGCUCUGGAGUCAGUCAGCCUUCGUUUUCUACAGGAAGUGGAUCACAUCGAGCCAGAAGUGAAGGAUUCAGUUAGUAAGUUCAUGGCUUAUGUCCAUGUAAGUGUAAACAAGACCUCUAAGGACUACCUGGCCAAUGAGCGACGUUACAAUUACACAACGCCAAAGUCCUUCCUGGAGCAGAUCAAACUCUAUAGAAACCUGCUGGCUCUGAAGAGACAGGACCUCACCAGUAAGAUGGAGCGUCUGGAGAACGGCCUGCAAAAGCUCAACAGCACAUCAGCUCAGGUGGAUGACCUGAAGGCCAAACUGGCCGCGCAGGAGGUGGACCUCAAGCAGAAAAACGAGGACGCGGAUAAGCUAAUCCAGGUGGUGGGGGUGGAGACGGAGAAAGUUAGCCGGGAAAAAGCGGUAGCAGACGAGGAGGAGCAAAAGGUGGCCUCCAUCGCUGUGGUGGUGAGCAAGAAGCAGCAAGACUGUGAGGAGGAUCUUGCCAAGGCUGAGCCUGCUCUUAUAGCAGCUCAGGAGGCCCUCAACACCCUCAACAAGAAUAAUUUGACGGAGCUUAAAACUUUUGGUUCACCGGUGGUUGCGAUCACCAACGUGACCGCUGCUGUUAUGGUACUCAUGGCCCCCGGUGGUCGAGUCCCAAAAGACCGCAGCUGGAAAGCAGCCAAAGUGAUGAUGGCUAAGGUGGAUGCGUUUCUGGACUCGCUAAUUAAUUUCAACAAGGAGAAUAUUCAUGAGAACUGUCUCAAAGCCAUCCAACCCUACCUUCAGGACCCUGAAUUUAAACCUGAGCUAGUGGCUGCCAAGUCCAACGCUGCUGCCGGACUCUGCUCUUGGGUCAUCAAUAUUGUUAAGUUCUACCAGGUGUUCUGUGAGGUGGAGCCUAAGAGACAGGCAUUAAACAAGGCUAAUGCAGAGCUAGCUUCUGCUCAGGAGAAGCUCACGGCUAUUAAGACUAAAAUCAAUCACCUUAAUGAGAACUUGGCGAAGCUGACGGCUAAGUUUGAGAAAGCCACAGCAGACAAGCUGAAGUGCCAACAGGAGGCCGAGUCCACGGCACGCACCAUCUCUCUCGCCAACCGCCUAGUCGGGGGACUUGUGUCGGAGAACGUCCGCUGGGCUGAGGCUGUAGAUAACUUCAGGAACCAGGAGAGAACACUAUGUGGAGAUGUGCUGCUGAUCACAGCGUUCGUGUCUUAUCUCGGCUACUUUACAAAGCGAUAUCGUCACGAACUGAUGGACAACACAUGGAGGCCAUAUCUUAGCCAGCUUAAGGUUCCGAUCCCAGUAACUCCGGACUUGGAUCCGUUGACUAUGUUAAUGGAUGAUGCAGACAUAGCGGCCUGGCAAAACGAGGGGUUGCCUGCAGACAGGAUGUCCACAGAGAAUGCCACAAUUCUCACCAGUUGUGAGCGGUGGCCGUUAAUGGUGGACCCUCAGCUUCAGGGAAUCAAAUGGAUCAAAACCAAAUACGGAGAUGAUCUUCGUGUCAUCAGGAUUGGUCAAAGAGGUUACUUAGACUCCAUUGAGAGGGCGUUGUCUUCGGGCGACGUUGUCUUGAUUGAGAACUUGGAGGAGACGGUGGAUCCCGUGCUUGGACCCUUGCUUGGUCGAGAGACAAUCAAGAAAGGACGCUACAUCAAAAUAGGAGACAAGGAGUGUGAGUACAACCCCGCUUUCCGUCUCAUUCUGCAUACCAAGCUCGCAAACCCACACUAUCAGCCUGAGCUGCAAGCCCAGUGCACACUGAUAAACUUUACCGUGACCCGGGAUGGCCUGGAAGAUCAACUCCUGGCUGCUGUGGUCAGUAUGGAGCGGCCUGAUCUGGAAGAACUGAAGUCAAACCUCACAAAGCAGCAGAACGGCUUUAAAAUCACUUUGAAAACUCUGGAGGAUAACCUGCUCUCACGGCUGUCCUCUGCUUCUGGAAAUUUCCUUGGAGAUACAGAACUGGUUGAAAACCUUGAGACAACCAAAAGAACAGCUGCAGAAAUUGAAGAGAAGGUGAAGGAAGCCAAGGUGACAGAAGCUAAAAUCAAUGAGGCCAGGGAACACUACAGACCGGCGGCAGCCAGGGCUUCACUGCUUUACUUCAUCAUGAACGACCUCAAUAAAAUCCACCCUAUGUACCAGUUCUCUCUAAAGGCCUUCAAUGUGGUCUUCCAAAAUGCUGUUCUAAAGGCACCUCCAGAUGAGACCCUUAAACAAAGAGUCGUAAACCUGAUAGACAACAUCACAUCCUCUGUCUUCCAGUACACCACUCGCGGGCUUUUCGAGUGUGACAAACUCACAUACACUGCCCAGCUUGCCUUCCAGAUUUUGCUAAUGAAUAAAGAGAUCAAUCCAGUUGAGCUGGACUUCCUGUUGAGGUAUCCAGUCCAGCCUGGGGUUUCCUCGCCUGUGGAUUUCCUAUCCCACCAUUCUUGGGGUGGCAUUAAGGCACUGUGUGUUAUGGAGGAGUUUCAUAACCUAGACCGGGAUAUAGAGGGAUCAGCGAAGCGCUGGAAAAAGUUUGUGGAAUCAGAGUGUCCAGAGAAGGAGAAGUUCCCUCAAGAGUGGAAGAAUAAGUCAGCUUUACAGAGGCUGUGCAUGAUGAGGGCGCUGCGACCAGACAGAAUGACCUACGCUGUGAGAGAUUUUGUGGAAGAGAAGCUGGGCAGUAAAUAUGUGAUGGGUCGCUCUGUGGAUUUUGCCGUGUCUUUCGAAGAAUCUGGGGCUGCCACUCCAAUGUUCUUCAUCCUGUCCCCUGGCGUCGACCCUCUGAAGGAUGUGGAAAAACACGGGAGGAAACUUGGAUACACGUUCGAUAACAGAAACUUCCACAACGUGUCACUCGGCCAGGGACAGGAAGUGGUUGCUGAGCAGGCUCUGGACCUGGCAGCACAGGAGGGUCAUUGGGUCAUACUGCAGAAUAUACACUUAGUAGCCAAAUGGUUAAGCACACUGGAAAAGAAGUUGGAGCAGCAUGGAGAAGGAAGCCAUCAAAACUUCCGCGUUUUCAUCAGUGCAGAGCCAUCGUCUUCCCCAGAGGGUCAUAUUAUCCCCCAGGGCAUCCUGGAGAACUCCAUCAAAAUCACCAACGAACCUCCUAUGGGCAUGCACGCCAACCUGCAUAAGGCUCUAGACAAUUUCAACCAGGAUACUCUGGAGAUGUGUGCCCGGGAGAAUGAGUUCAAAAGCAUUCUCUUUGCCCUGUGCUACUUCCAUGCCGUUGUGGCAGAGCGACGCAAGUUUGGGCCACAGGGCUGGAACAGAAGUUAUCCCUUCAACACUGGUGACCUUACCAUCUCUGUCAAUGUUCUCUACAACUAUCUGGAGGCCAACACGAAGGUGCCAUAUGACGAUCUGCGUUAUCUUUUCGGUGAGAUCAUGUAUGGAGGUCACAUCACUGAUGACUGGGACCGCAGGCUGUGUCGCACUUAUCUGGAAGAGUUCAUCAAACCGGAGAUGAUGGAGGGAGAACUGUAUUUGGCCCCAGGCUUUCUCCUCCCUGGGAACAUGGAUUACAACAGCUACCAUCAGUACAUAGAUGAAGCGCUCCCUGCUGAGUCUCCGUAUCUGUACGGGCUCCACCCCAAUGCAGAGAUUGGUUUCUUGACCCAGACAUCAGAGAAGCUCUUCCGUACCGUGCUGGAGAUGCAGCCUCGAGAUGGGGGCUCGGGGGAGGGCAGCGGGACCACUCGAGAUGAAAAGGUUAGAGCAGUCCUAGAGGAAAUCACAGAGAAGCUUCCAGAAGAGUUCAAUAUGGUGGAACUGAUGGGGAAGGUGGAGGAACGGAGCCCCUAUGUAGUGGUGGCAUUCCAGGAGUGUGAGCGCAUGAAUAUCCUUACACAGGAGAUCAAGCGCUCACUUAAAGAGUUAAGCCUAGGCCUGAAGGGUGAACUGACUAUGACCAGCGAAAUGGAGAACCUGCAAAAUGCCAUAUACCUCGACCAAGUACCCGACUCAUGGACCAGACGUGCUUACCCUUCUAUGUCAGGUCUGGCCCUGUGGUUCACGGACCUCCUGAACCGCAUCAGAGAGCUGGAGACAUGGACGUCUGACUUCGUCCUGCCCUCUGUGGUAUGGCUGGCUGGUUUCUUCAACCCCCAGUCCUUUCUGACGGCCAUCAUGCAGUCUAUGGCACGACGUAACGAGUGGCCGCUCGACAAGAUGUGUCUGCAGUGUGAUGUCACCAAGAAGAACCGCGAAGACUUCAGCUCGCCGCCACGGGAGGGCGCCUACGUGCACGGCCUAUUCAUGGAGGGAGCACGCUGGGACACGCAGGCAGGCAUUAUUGUGGAUGCCCGACUGAAAGAGCUUUCGCCAGCAGUCCCUGUGAUCUUUAUAAAGGCUAUCCCAGUGGACAAACAGGAAACGCGUAAUGUCUACCAAUGCCCUGUUUAUAAGACCAGGCAACGAGGACCCACGUAUGUAUGGACGUUUAGCCUGAAAACCAAAGAAAACCCAUCUAAAUGGACCCUUGCAGGUGUGGCCCUCCUCCUCCAAAUAUAG